CUAAGUUUCUUUUUUCUGUCCGAUAUCUUAUCCAAUAUUUUGAUAUCACCUUGAAACUAAUUUCAUUCAAUACCAAUAUGCCAUCUUUACUUUUAAUAAACAAAUUAGAAUAUCACUUUUUGGUAGUGUGUUAUGAGUGGAACUGGUCUUUUUACAAAAAUAGUUAGCGUAUGGGCUAUGGGCUUUUCUGUCAGUAUGAAUUUGGUUGGAUCCAACUGAGCAACAGAGAAAAAUCUUUGAAUUUUGUACAUUGAAGGUCAACAUAAAAGUGUAAGGAGUAAAAAUUAUGUUUUUUUCUUAUGAAAAAGUUACUGGUUAAGCACAAGCAUUAAGUUUCAAUAGUACUCAAGUAAAGUAUAGCCUAAUCUUCCAAAAUAAUGCUGAAGUACAGUUACUUAAGUUUUUUCCACCUCUAGGGAACACCAGGCAUAACUAUACAGGUCAUGAAGAUCGGAGCCAUUUCAGAUACACAAAUUAGUUCAUUUUGGUUUUAAGGCAUAGUUCUGAUCAAGUUGUAUACCUAACAUCUGCCCCCUCCCGUGAGAUUUUUCAUAGUAAUGCACCAGUUACUUUUCAGCGCACACCCAUACAGAUAAACAGCGUAGUUCGUGUAAUUUUCCUCAUUAAGGUGUUUACUUCCUCCCUAUUUAAUUAUAACAAUUUUAUACGGUGAAACCCACCCCUUGGCUCUGGGCUCCAUUCACAUGGCAAAGAUGCCAGAGCGAUAUAACAGGCCUAGGAGAUCUGGUGGGGUCAAAGAGACAUAUUUGUAGAUGCUCUCAUGUGUUUUCAUCCAGAUGGGUGGGCCUAGUUAAAGAGUCUGUCUGUAGACGUGGGGGAGAGCGGGAGAGCAAUGGGACUGUUGUUCUCGCAAAAGGAAACAGCCAUUUAGACGAUCAUGAAAAAAAACAACCCUUCUUCAAGAAGAAAAAAACAGCACUUUCCACCUACUGGAAACCUAGAAAUUAAGAGAAGGGGAAAAGGAGGAGCGUAGUAUAAGUGGAAAAGACUGAGGGAUCAACAGAGCGGAGGAGAGGAGUACAGUUGAAGCUGGUCAUAUUAGUUUUUCCAUUGACUGGAAUCAUUUAAGGUUUUUCCAGUGACUCAGAGGGACUGUCCGGCACUAUGGCCUACCUGCUGAUGUUUGUGACCCUGCUUCAUCUCAUCACACUGGCUGUCCUUUUCAUUGCCACCAUGGAGAAGUCAUGGUGGGUGUGGUCCAACACUGAGAGCUCAGAUCUUUGGUACAACUGCAAAUUUGACAAUGAAAAAGAGACAUGGUUCUGUGAAUCAUCAAAAGAAACAGAGUGGCUUCAGGCUGUCCAGGUUCUCAUGGUCUUUUCUGUGGUCUCCUCCUGCAUCUCAUUGCUCGUUUUUCUCGGUCAGCUCUUCACCAUGUCUAAAGGUGGACUCUUCUACCUCACUGGUGUCUUCCAAGCAUUUGCAGGUCUCACUACCUUUACGGCAGCACUCAUCUACACCCUGCACAACAAAGAAAUCCUUGAGGACUCCAGAGAAUUGAGCCUGGGACAGUUUGGCUACUGCUACAUUUUGGCCUGGGUGUGUGUGCCUUUGCUAAUAUGGAGUGGAAUCAUGUACAUCCAUUUGCGCAAAAGGGAGUAGCUUCACAGUUUGUUGAGUUAAAACAGAAAACUGUAAAUCUCACGUUGAAAGCAUUCCAUUCAGCAUAUAGUAGUGUACAUAUUUAUAUAACCUUGACUACAUGGAUCAUUCUGCCGAAUUGGUUCGAAGAGUUCGAAACACAUUUUGGACUUUUAAUGGACUUGGACUUUAGCUUUGAGUAACACUAUACCUUAAUUAUGCUUAUUUUAAUAAAACAAAUGACUGAACAUUCCAUUUUGGAAUCAAAAUACAACCCAAACUUCACCAAAUAUUUCGGUAGUGACCAUUUUAGCUAAUUUUGAGCAUAACUCAAAAACACCAGCCAGUACAAGACUAGCAAACACCGAUUUGAACAGUUGUACACACAUAAAAUCAUCAUCCUUUUCAUUAAAACUUAAAAAGUGUACUUAAUUGCAGAAAAUAUGUUUC
Messenger RNA from Colossoma macropomum (tambaqui), 2052 nucleotides. RefSeq names its product epithelial membrane protein 3b (gene emp3b). The record is from RefSeq and is a predicted model, not a curated record. Gene Ontology annotation, cellular component: plasma membrane. The coding region runs from base 1126 to 1623 and encodes 165 amino acids. The transcript has 5 exons. NCBI's taxonomy places the organism in Eukaryota, Metazoa, Chordata, Actinopteri, Characiformes, Serrasalmidae.